AUGUCCUCCUCAACAGCACCACGGCUUCGCGCCCUCUACCGCUCGUUCCUGCGCGAGCUACCGCCCCGACCGAUCCUCUCUAAAACGCCAUCGCCGCUCCACCAGCGUCUCCGCGAGCACUUCCGCCCCGAAAAAGCCCCAGAACAGGCCGUCGCGCAAGCAGAGCAGUACCUCGCAUACAUCCGCGCACAGAGGACGUACGUCACACUGCUGGAGAGGUACAACCCCGGCAUGGGAAUGGACGAGGAGGAGCGAGUGCGGUUGACCGCGAAGAGGGUGGGCAUGAACCUGCCCGUCGAGUUCGGGAAAGAGAAAUGA
Molecule: messenger RNA, 318 nt
Organism: Diaporthe citri
Lineage: Eukaryota; Fungi; Ascomycota; Sordariomycetes; Diaporthales; Diaporthaceae
Exons: 1
Coding region: 1-318 (105 amino acids)
Biological process (GO): mitochondrial proton-transporting ATP synthase complex assembly
Cellular component (GO): mitochondrial matrix
Source: RefSeq, a predicted model, not a curated record